AUGGCUGUUCCAGUAGAAGAAGCCAUUGCUGCUCUGUCUACAUUCUCAUUAGAGGAUGAUCAACCAGAAAUACAGGGACCUGGGAUUUGGGUAUCCACUGAAAGAGGUGCAACCACUAGUCCAAUUGAAUAUAGUGAUGUUUCUGCUUAUCGAUUAUCUUUAUCCGAAGAUACGAAAGCCAUCAAUCAGCUGAAUCUGCUUAUACAAGAGGGGAAAGAAAUGGGCUCAGUGCUUUAUACAUAUCGGAGUUGUGUUAAAGCUCUUCCUCAGCUUCCAGAUUCAAUGAAGCAAAGUCAGGCUGACUUAUAUCUUGAAACUUAUCAAGUUCUAGACUUGGAAAUGAGCCGUGUCCGUGAAAUUCAGCGGUGGCAAGCAUCAGCUGCAUCUAAACUAGCAGCUGAUAUGCAACGUUUUUCUAGACCUGAGCGACGCAUCAAUGGUCCUACUAUAACUCAUCUCUGGUCAAUGCUGAAGGUACUUGAUGUGUUGGUCCAACUUGAUCAUCUGAAAAAUGCGAAGGCUAGCAUACCCAACGAUUUUUCUUGGUACAAAAGUGUCGAAGACAUUCUCCAAGUUCUCAUAGUCUUUGCUGUUGAGUCACUGGAGUUAAAUUUUGCCCUUCUCUUUCCAGAAUGCCACAUUCUUCUUCGAGUUUUGCCUGUUCUUGUUGUCUUAGCAGCAUCAUCAGAGAAAGAUAGCGAGUCACUUUAUAAGAGAGUGAAAAUCAACAGAUUGAUCAAUAUAUUUAAGAACAAUCCAGUGAUCCCUGCAUUUCCAGACCUUCAUCUAUCUCCGGCAGCAAUAUUGAAAGAGUUGUCUACGUACUUCCCAAAAUUUUCUGCACAAUCACGUCUCCUUUCUCUUCUUUCACCUCAUGAGCUGCCACCCCGUGAAGCACAAGAUUAUCAGCGUCACUAUCUAGUAAUCAACCACAUUGGGUCAAUCCGCACAGAGCAUGAUGAUUUCUCCAUACGCUUUGCUUCUGCUAUGAAUCAGCUCAUGUUAUUGAGAUCAAUUGAAGGUGCAGAUUUGGAGUGGGCAAAGGAAGUAAAAGGAAAUAUUUAUGAUAUGGUUGUUGAAGGUUUUCAACUCGUAAGUAGAUGGACUGCUCGUGUAUGGGAACAGUGUGCAUGGAAAUUUUCUCGCCCAUGCAAGGAUCCUGUUUCAACGGAGCCUAAUGAGAAACCAGAAUCAUUUUCUGACUAUGAGAAGGUGGUACGAUUUAAUUAUAGUGCUGAUGAAAGGAAAGCUUUGGUUGAACUUGUGAGCUACAUCAAGAGCAUUGCAUCAAUGAUGCAAAAGGCCGAUACAUUGGUAGCAGAUGCCAUAUGGGAAACUAUUCAUGCAGAGGUCCAAGAUUUUGUGCAAAAUAUAUUAGCCACUAUGUUGCGGACUACGUUCCGGAAAAAGAAAGACAUGUCUAGGAUCCUUUCUGAUAUGCGGACACUUUCAGCAGACUGGAUGGCUAAUACUAGCAAGCUUGAUUCUGAUAUGCAAUCAUUCCAACAGGGAGGUGAAGAAAACAGAGGGAACUUUUUCUAUCCACGGCCAGUAGCACCCACGGCUGCACAGGUUCACUGCUUGCAAUUCCUGAUAUAUGAAGUGGUAUCGGGUGGUAACAUGAGGAAGGCUGGUGGUCUUUUUGGAAAUAGUGGUUCUGACAUUCCUGCCAAUGAUUUAAAACAGUUAGAAACUUUUUUCUACAAGCUCGGGUUUUUCUUGCAUGUAUUAGACUACACAGCCACGGUUGCAAAUUUGACGGAUCUUGGUUUCUUAUGGUUCAGAGAAUUUUAUUUGGAAUCUUCUCGUGUUAUUCAGUUUCCUAUUGAAUGCUCCCUUCCAUGGAUGCUGGUGGAUCAUGUAAUCGAGUCUCAAGAUGCAGGUCUUCUUGAGAGUGUUUUAACGCCGUUCGACAUCUAUAAUGAUGCUUCUCAACAGGCAUUGCAGGUCCUCAAGCAACGCUUCCUUUAUGAUGAAAUUGAAGCUGAGCUAUUACUUGGGGAUCUUUUAGAUGGUGAAGCAUCCAACAAAAAGCUGGUCCCAUAA
Fraxinus pennsylvanica is the source of this 2046-nucleotide messenger RNA. The record is from the annotation of a GenBank genome assembly. NCBI's taxonomy places the organism in Eukaryota, Viridiplantae, Streptophyta, Magnoliopsida, Lamiales, Oleaceae.